CAACCUGGUUUACCCACGCGACGCUCCGGCGACACAUCCGCCGCCGCCAUGUCAAAGAAAGGUGGAAAGAAAGCGGCGAAGGGUGGCGGCGAGCUGUCGCGGUUCCUGCAGCCGCAUCUCCAGACCAUCACGGACACCAUCCAGAUGAUGUCGGUGGCGGCUCCUGCGGGAUUGGAGCGGACCGUCUGGUCCGAGGUCGUCGCGCUCGGCGAUGUGGUCUCCAGGCAGGCUACAGUCGCUGGGAUGGUCUGGAGCGGAGAAUUGCCUGGUGUAGAAGCGCUCAAGGAGAACAUUGCUGCAUAUUUCAACGUCUUGCAGGGUUUUCUGUUGGCUUGCCAUGGAAGCACGGUUGGUGCUGGUCCUACUCUUCACAAGUAUAUCACUACUUCUGCGAGGGGCGUGGCGGAUUCCAGCUUCUCGUUGUUCAAGCUAGCUGUCUCUGCCUACGAAUCUGGGAAUCCUGACCGGAAAACAAUUAUACCUCCGGUGACAGGAACUGUAUGGGAAGCGUGUCUUGCUCUUAAAAAGGUGCCUACGACCAACUGUAUCGCUAUAGGGCGAGCGAUGACCGAGAUAUGUGUCUGUCUAAAAGAUGUCCUCCGGGAGAUGAAAGAACUCCCGAUUGGUGAUAACACAGCUGAAAAAUCUUCCAGUGGAGAAGCUGACAUGACCUUAUCGGAUAACGAUGAAUCGUCGUCUGAUAUUGAGGUAGAUGACGACUUCACAGAGGAGGAGAUUGCUGUUGCCAAGUUGAUUAUCGCCGUGACAUCAGACUCUCUUGCUGCGGUGAAAGAAACAAUUCGUUUCAUAACUGGCUUGCUUAAGAGCUCUGGCAACCAAAGAGGUGCUAAUGAGGAUAAGGUUGAGUCAAUGGAAAAUCUGCUCAGCUGCUGCAAUGACAUUGCUGACCAGGUGAACGAGCUUGGAGCCUGCGUUUACACACAAGACCCGUCUGAAAUGAAGUCCGCCAUAAAAAGACUGUACAAUGGCAUCAAGGGGAUGUGCAAGGAAAUAGGAGACCUCGGUGGCUUGCCUGAGAACGCCUUUGCAGCAUUUGGAAGGUUUGAGAAGUCACUGGGAGAUCUCGAGGAAGAGAUAGCAAAGGAUGUAGCGGACGAGAUGAAAAAUCUUACCAUCAGCCAAUCCUGAUAGCCGAAGCAGGUGCUUCAUUGCAAUGUUAUGAUAUGUCUUCUAGUUCUUAGCAAUGCUGUAAUGUAUCUUCUAGCUCGAGUUAUGAAGCUUUUGUUGGUCAACAAAAUGAGGAGUGUGUAGUUCUUUCCAUUGAGAAAAAAAAGGAAUGGUUAGCGCUUAGUUUGGUCUUGCGAUCUUGGGUGUAUUAAGGCAGUACAGUAACUUGGUGUAAUAUGCAAGAUUGAUGCAAGAUAAAUCUGGGUGCUAAGAUUAAGUUGAUUAGUUACCCGUUGAAUCC
Molecule: messenger RNA, 1429 nt
Organism: Lolium rigidum
Lineage: Eukaryota; Viridiplantae; Streptophyta; Magnoliopsida; Poales; Poaceae
Exons: 4
Coding region: 49-1149 (366 amino acids)
Biological process (GO): regulation of cell cycle
Cellular component (GO): nucleus
Source: RefSeq, a predicted model, not a curated record